This is a messenger RNA of Miscanthus lutarioriparius, 2421 nucleotides long. The record is from the annotation of a GenBank genome assembly. NCBI's taxonomy places the organism in Eukaryota, Viridiplantae, Streptophyta, Magnoliopsida, Poales, Poaceae.
AUGGCGCACUGGCUCAGCUCUAAAUUGGAUUGGGGAGGGAGAGGAACUCACCUAAGCAGGGGGCUCCUUGUCGCCGGCGAGGGCGGAGGCUGGUCGGGGAUGCCCUUGUCGCCUGUUCAACGGAAUGCCCGCCCGGACCGUCUUCUCCUGGAACGCGCUCGUCGGGGCGUACUCGUCCUGGAGCGCCGGGCACUGGUAAGGCCCAGCACGCUUGACAAUCUGAUUCCUUGGAUGUUCCAUACUUCCAUGGAAGAUACCAUGCAGCCACUCCACUCUUCAUGGAACAAGAACAACAGAACAACCAGAUCAUGGCCUAUACGAUCGCUUGGUCUUGCUCUCCUGCCAUUGCUCUCCCUACUCUCUCCCACCAGCUGUGUGUGCAUAGAGCAGGACAAGAUCUCCCUCCUCAGGUUUGUCCAGGGGCUCUCGCAAGACUCUGGCCUCAGCACUUCUUGGAGGAACGGCACAAACUGCUGCACAUGGAAGGGUAUCACCUGCGACGCUGAUGGCGCUGUCACAGAGAUCUCACUGGCUUCCAUGGGCCUUGAGGGGCGCAUCUCGCCGUCGCUUGGCAACAUCACCAGUCUGCUGAGCCUCAACCUGUCGUGCAACUCACUCUCCGGUGGUCUCCCGGCGGAACUAUUGUGGUCCAGAAGCAUGGUUGUCCUUGACGUCAGCUUCAACAACCUAAAUGGUGACCUCCACAAGCUGCCCUCUACGGCUGGACAGCCUAUGCAGGUAAUCAACAUCUCAAGCAACCAGUUUACAGGAGAAAUUCCAUCCAUCACAUUGGAGAGUAUGGAGAAUCUCGUUGCUCUCAACGUGAGCAAUAACAGCUUCACUGGAGAAAUUCCCAGCACCAUAUGUGUCAAAAAGCCAUUCUUUUCGGUGCUUGACCUGAGUUUUAAUCAAUUCAACGGAAGUAUACCGGUGGAUCUUGGUGACUGCUCUGUGCUAAAAGUGCUCAAGGCCGGUCACAACAAACUCGAUGGGACUCUGCCAAAUGAGCUCUACAACGCUACCUUUCUAGAGCACCUCUCUUUUCCAAACAACCGCUUGCAAGGAGCACUCAGUGCCGAGCAUUUGGUCAAACUCGAGAAUUUGGUUAUCCUUGACCUUGCAGAGAAUGGACUCACAGGCGAUAUCCCGGAUUCUAUUGGGCAGCUCAAGAGACUAGAGGAGCUUCACUUAGAGUACAACAGCAUGUCCGGAGAGCUGCCAUCGACUCUAAGCAGAUGCUCCAAUCUCAGAACUAUCAUUCUCCGGUUCAACAGUUUUCAUGGAGAUCUAAACAAUGUCAACUUCACCUUACCCAACCUAAAAAUUCUAGAUUUUAUGCAAAACAAGUUCGCUGGUACAGUUCCUGAGAGCCUAUACUUCUGCAGCAAUCUCAUUGCGCUUCGACUGUCUUCCAACAACUUCCGUGGCCAAUUUUCGCCAAGAAUAGGCAACCUCAAGUCCCUCAGGUUCCUGUCCCUUACAAACAACUCCUUCACAAAUAUCACAAAUACCCUUCAGGUCCUCAAGAGUUCUUUGAACCUUACAACUCUGCUGAUUGGUACCAAUUUCAAAGGCGAGGCCAUGCCAGAAGAUGAAACAAUCGAUGGUUAUCAAAAUCUUCAGAUUCUUUCCUUGGCUGAUUGCUCACUGUCAGGAAAAAUACCUCACUGGCUCUCAAAGCUCCAAAAUUUGAAGGAGCUAUUUUUGUACAGCAACCAACUCACUGGAUCAAUACCUGCCUGGAUCAGCAGCUUAAAUCUCUUGUUCGUUAUAGAUGUAUCCAAUAACAGCCUUGUAGGGGAGAUCCCAAAAGCACUGAUGAAGCUACCGAUGCUAGAAUCUGAGAAUAUUGUAGAUGGUUCAAACCAAGUAUUUCCGCUGCCUGUUUACAUGGCUGCAUCUCUUGAAUACCACAAGGCCAAUUACUGCCCUAAACUGCUGAAUCUAGGCAACAAUGAGUUCACUGGGGAGAUUCCACUGGAGAUUGGUCAUCUGAAAGGGCUCACGGAGCUCAACUUGAGUUUCAACAACUUACAAGGGGAGGUUCCGCAAUCAUUCAGCAACCUCACAAACCUGCAGGUGCUGGACUUGUCCAACAAUCACCUGACAGGUGAAAUCCCUGGGGCAUUGGAGAACCUUCACUUCCUUUCCUACUUCAACAUUUCUAACAAUGACAUGGACGGCCCUAUUCCGACAGGAGGCCAGUUUUGCACGUUUCCGAAUUCUAGCUUCGCUGGGAACCCAAGGAUGUGUGGCCCUAUGUUCAUUCAGCAAUGUAGUGCUUCAGUAGAGGCAGGUCCUGCGCCCAUUCGCUCCACGGGACUGUGUGGUGAAGACAUCGUCUUUGCUGUGGCCUUUGCUGUUUUCCUUGGAGUAGGAGUGCUAUAUGAUCAGAUGGUACUAUCCAGAUAUUUUGGGUAA